This is a messenger RNA of Betta splendens (Siamese fighting fish), 1212 nucleotides long. It is a transcript of the gene bet1l, whose product is annotated as Bet1 golgi vesicular membrane trafficking protein-like. Gene Ontology annotation, molecular function: SNAP receptor activity. The transcript is spliced from 4 exons. NCBI's taxonomy places the organism in Eukaryota, Metazoa, Chordata, Actinopteri, Anabantiformes, Osphronemidae. The record is from RefSeq and is a predicted model, not a curated record. Gene Ontology annotation, cellular component: Golgi trans cisterna; SNARE complex. Bases 113 to 442 code for a protein of 109 amino acids. Gene Ontology annotation, biological process: regulation of retrograde vesicle-mediated transport, Golgi to ER; retrograde transport, endosome to Golgi.
CCAACUGCCAAGUAAAACAGGAAACAGCAAACGACUCAGAAGAAGAGGAAGACGGACGAGGUCACGUGCGGCUGUCAACAGUACCCAGCUGAUCGGUACGUCACUCACCAACAUGGCUGACUGGAAUAGAGGUCAUGGCUCUGUGGACGACAUGCUGGAUGCUGAAAAUAAACGGAUAGCUGAGAACCUGGCCACUAAAGUCUCAAGACUGAAAUCUCUGGCGUAUGACAUCGACAGAGAAGCUGAUGAUCAGAAUGAGUAUCUGGACAACAUGGACUCUAACUUUCUGAGUGCGACGGGCCUACUGACUGGCAGUGUGAAGCGUUUUUCCACCAUGGUUCGAUCAGGAAGGGACAACCGCCGCAUUCUCUGUUACGUGUCCGUUGGCUUGGUCCUGGUCUUCUUCCUCCUCUACUACUUGAUCUCGAGAGUUCAACGCUGAUAUUACAUCUGAUGUAAACUCUUGAAAUUAAUUGAGACAACAAAAAAGAAGUAGACAGAAGACAUUGAACUCUGAAACUGAACAAUUGUUACUAAGACUAGCUGUGCUGGUCAAGCCAAAGAUGUUGAAGGGAAAAAAACUGCUGACAAUGGGGUUUUCUCCUCUGCUCACUGGUCCUACCUGUUGUGAGCCAAGCAGACUUAAGUUAGGCAAAAAAGGCUAAAUGAAGCCCAGGCCAAGAGAGGAAGAGAGCACAACUUAAUUUCAUUGGCUGAUGAACCUUCUACAGUACAAAACAGUAGGUGUCUCAGUUUCGCAUGAGAAAAAAAUCUACAUGAAGCUGAAAGUGCAGGAGUUAUUCAAAAACACAUUUUAACAGAUGAAUAUACAUCACAUACACGCUGCCGUCUUAAUAUCCUAACAAAUGACUGUUGGCAAAGUUUUUGUUGAAAUCUAAUAAACCUUUAUACAGCUGAGUUAAGAGAAUAAAAGGGUAAAGACCCACACCACUUACUGAAACUGAGCAGUAGCAAGUGUAUUUAAAAUGAAGCAGGUUUAUUUCAUUGUGUCCUGUAUAUAGUUUUCAGAGUCAUCUGGGUUGCAGUUUUGUUAUUUUUGUUAAUAUUUUAAAAUGUUUUUCAUUCAGCUGGUAAAAAUUUACAGCAGUUUAUUCUUUUCACACACACACACACACACACACAAACACACACACACACACACACACACACACACACACACACACACACACACACACAAAUGGGAGAGAGUAU